Messenger RNA from Paramecium tetraurelia, 519 nucleotides. RefSeq lists its product as uncharacterized. The record is from RefSeq and is a predicted model, not a curated record. NCBI's taxonomy places the organism in Eukaryota, Ciliophora, Oligohymenophorea, Peniculida, Parameciidae. The transcript is spliced from 3 exons.
AUGUUAUUAAACAAUUAUAAUUAAUAAGAGUUUAAAAAAUUUGAAUAGGUGUUUUAAAUUAAAAAUGAAAAAUAUUUGAACAUUCUUACUAAUUUUAAAUAAAGAGUAGCAUCCAAUUAAAACAAUAAAUAACAAAGCGUAUAUAAAUCCUUAUUUGCUGCCAUCACAUCCAAAAUACCUAAUUCUGGAAAGGGUCUAUUGAAAAACUUUUAAAAUUACUUAUUGUAAAGAAAGAAGUCUUCAAUUGUGUAAAUGUUAGAAAACCUAUUUUUAAACGAAUUGAAAAUUGAUGAACUAUAAUCAAUUUUGACCAUGUAUGAUUCCAGAGUUAAGAAUAUAUCAAGAUUAGAAUUCGGUUUAUUGUCCACUAUCAAAGGCAUUUUGGUAUGCUUUACUGAAGGAGCUUGUUAUAAUGAAUAUGCUGAGUUGAGUGACUUUGCUAAAAGCAUAAAUAAAGUGAUAAUUUACGGUGGAAAUAAAAUAUAUAAUGCAGAGGAAUUUUUAGUCUAAUUUCAAUGA